AUCAAAUCUUUGAUGAAAUAGAAAACCCUAAACGAACCAAGAUCUGUAAUAAACAAAUCCCUCGAGGACCAAUCCCCGCCGUCAACUGCUCCAUCCGACGCCCCACAUCUCCCCAGCGCUCGUGCUUCUCACUCCCCGUUUCCUCUUCACUUCACUGUUCCCCUCUUUCCCUCUCUUCCUCCACUCUCUCUCUCUCUCUCUCACACUCUCUAAAAAUAGCAAAACCAUCGCCGAUCAUCGUCACUGCUAAAACUAACAAAGAUUGUCCAUUCCCAACCUGAUCUCUGUAUCUAUCAGGAAACUCAAAUUCACUGAAUCGAAGCUUCGACUUAUAGCUUCAGAUUCACUGUCUUGAUGACGCCAUUACCUCCUGCGAACCUCUAAAACUAUAAAGAUUGAGUCUUUGAUUCCCUUUUCGACCUCUUCGACCAAUCCGUCGUCAAAUGGAGCUCACUGUUGAUCUGUUUUGUUAAUAUUUUACUGAGUUUGUGUAGUGUUUAUGUACGAGUCAGUAUUUAUAGCUUUAGAUUCACUGUUCUAAUGGUGCCAUUAUCUUACUCGAACCUCUAAAACGAAGAAAGAUUGAGUCUUUGAUGUUUUUUUUAACCUCUCAGAGCAAUCGAUUGUUAAAUUGAGCUCAAAAUCUGUGUUUGUUUGUUUAUGUUUUUUUUUUGGAUAUUCUACGUACGAGUCAUGAUAUCUGAGCGUUAUUCGAAGCUCCAAAGCAAAAAAAGAUUCAGUCUUUGAUUGUUUUUUUUUUUUGACAUCUUCAGCAAUCUGCUGUCAAGUCGAGCUUAAAGUCAGUUUUUUUUUGGGGGGGUUUUUUUUUAUAUAGUAAGUUUGUGUGUGUUUAUGACUGAUGAUUACUGAGAGUUAUUCGAAGAUGAUGACUGACGUGGGAAUGCGAUCGAUCGAUUACGGCGAGGAGUUAGGGUUUCGGGAGAGAGAGCUGAGCAUGUACCGUAGUGGUUCAGCUCCUCCGACCGUCGAAGGAUCGUUGAACGCCAUGGGAGGCUUGUUCGGGGGCCCCGGCGGCGGUUUUAUGGAGGAGGAGAUGAGGUCUGAUCCGGCGUACAUUUCGUAUUACUACUCGAACGUGAAUCUGAACCCUCGGCUUCCACCGCCGGUGCUGUCGAAGGAGGACUGGAGGUUUGCGCAGCGGCUGCAAGGCUCCGGUGGCGGUAGUAUUGGAGAUAGGAGGAAGGUGAUGGAUGGAAUCGAGUCGAGGAUGCCGCAGGGUGCGGCGGAGUGGGGCGGGGAUGGACUCAUUGGAUUGUCGGGGUUAGGGCUGGGGAGUAGAAAGAAGAGCAUUGCUGAGAUCAUUCAGGAUGAUAUAAGCCAUGCAACAUCUGUUCCUAGGCACCCUUCUCGUCCUGCUAGCCGUAAUGCAUUUGACAAUGGUGUGGAAUCUACUGAAUUGCAUUUUGGUAAUCUGCAUCAUCAAAUGAGUUCAAUGGAUGCUUUAAGGUCUGGUGCGAAUAACAAAGGCAUGUCUGCGGUUCAGAACAGCAGUACAUCUGCAUCUCAAACUUAUGCUUCUGCUUUGGGUGCAUCCUUGUCAAGAAGCACUACUCCUGAUCCUCAACUGUUAGCCAGGGCUCCGAGUCCUCGCAUUCCACCAGUUGGAGGGAGAGUAAGCUCUAUGGAUAAAAGAAAUGUCAUUAAUGGUUCAAACUCAUUCAAUGGUGUAUCGCCUGGUAUGAGUGAGCAUUCAGAUUUAGUAGCUGCUUUGUCGGGCAUGACUCUAUUGACAAAUGGAGUGGCAGGCGAAGAGAACCAUCCCCUGUCUGUAAUGCAACAAGAGAUUGAUGAUAAUCGCAAUGUUUUCCAUAGGCAAACUGAUCAAAACCAUAUUAAACAACACCCUCACCUAAAUAGAACUGAGUCCGGGCAAUUCCGUUCGUAUACCAAUGUGGGUAAAAGUGGCGGUGUUGGAAUAGAUCUAAACAACUCUUCCUUGAUUGCUGAUGGACAUGUUGAAUUUCACAAACCUGCUGUGUCAUUGGCAAACUCGUACAUAAAAGGGCCUUCUACCCCAAUUCUCAAUGGCGGAGGAAGUUCGCCAUCUAAUUAUCACAAUUUUGAAAGUCCGAAUUCAUCGUUUUCAAACUACGGCCUUGCUGGGUAUGCUGUCAAUCCUGCAUCACCAUCUAUGAUGGGAAAUCAGACUGCUAAUUUGCCACCUUUGUUUGAAAAUGUUCUUACUGCAUCAGGAAUGGGUGUCUCUGGCUUGGAUUCUAGAGCUUUGGGUGGAGGUUUGAAUUUAGGGCCCAAUUUAAUGGCUGCAGCAGCAGAACUACAAAAUCUUAGUAGAGCUGGAAAUCACAGUGCAAGUAAUAAUUUUCAGAUGCCCCUCAUGGAUCCCCUAUACCUGCAUUAUCUGAGAACAUCUGAGUAUGCGGCUGCACAAGCAGCAGCCCUCAACGAUCCAACAAUCGAUAGGGAUGGAAUGGGAAAUGCUUACAUGGAUCUGAUUGAACUUCAAAAAGCUUACUUGGGUUCGCUGCUUACACCUCAAAAAUCACAGUAUGGUCUUCCAUAUGGUAGUUUAAAUCAGAAUUACUAUGGGAACCCUGCAUUUGGUCUUGGUAUGUCUUAUCCUAGUAGCCCGUUGGCGGGUACCCUUCUUCCAAACUCCCCUUUUGGAUCAGGCAGUCCAGUCAGGCAUGGCGAGCGGGGCAUGCGUUUCCCUUCUGACCAUUUUGCGUCCUCAUUACUAGAUGGACACUUUGCAUCCUCAUUACUAGAUGAGUUUAAGAGCAAUAAAACAAAGUUUUUUGAGCUUUCAGAGAUUUCUGGUCACGUCGUUGAGUUCAGUGCUGAUCAGUAUGGGAGUCGGUUUAUUCAACAGAAGCUUGAAACUGCCACAUCAGAGGAGAAAAACAUGGUCUUCCAUGAAAUUAUGCCUCAAGCUCUUUCACUAAUGACUGAUGUAUUUGGUAACUAUGUGGUCCAGAAGUUUUUUGAACAUGGAACUGCAACUCAGAUCAGAGAACUGGCUGACCAACUAACUGGACAUGUCCUCACUCUCAGCCUUCAGAUGUAUGGUUGCCGAGUGAUCCAGAAGGCCAUAGAAGUUGUCGAUCUGGACCAGAAGACCACAAUGGUUGCAGAGCUUGAUGGUAAUGUCAUGCGUUGCGUACGUGAUCAGAAUGGGAAUCAUGUCAUCCAGAAGUGUAUUGAAUGCAUACCUCAAGAAGCUAUCCAAUUCAUUAUCUCAGUAUUUUACGAUCAAGUAGUGACAUUGUCCACCCAUCCAUAUGGUUGCCGUGUCAUACAGAGAGUCCUGGAGCAUUGUAGUGACCCAAAAACCCAGCGUAUAGUGAUGGAUGAGGUUUUGCAGUCUGUUUGCAUGUUGGCACAAGAUCAAUAUGGGAAUUACGUUGUUCAGCAUGUACUGGAGCAUGGAAAGCCUCAUGAACGGUCUUGUAUAAUAAAUAAGCUAAUAGGGCAGAUAGUUCAGAUGAGCCAGCAGAAGUUUGCUUCCAAUGUUGUGGAGAAGUGUUUAGCUUUUGGAAAUCCUGAAGAACGCAAUAUCCUAGUGAAUGAGAUGCUGGGCUCAACCGAUGAAAAUGAGCCUCUUCAGGUCAUGAUGAAAGAUCAGUUUGCCAACUACGUUGUACAGAAAUUGCUGGAGACGUGUGAUGACCAUCAACUUGAACUCAUUCUGAACCGAAUAAAGGUUCAUCUGAAUGCUCUGAAGAAGUACACUUACGGGAAGCACAUAGUUGCACGUGUGGAGAAACUUGUUGCGGCUGGGGAAAGGAGGAUUGGCUUGUUAUCUUCAUAUUCUGCUCAGAUGGCAUAUGAAACUAGUUGUACAUCUAUCUGAGGCUAGUAUAAAUCUUCCUCCUCUUUCAUCCUUCCUUUUCUUGUCUAGCUGUGGCUCUUUCUGUUGAUUCAGAUCGAUGAGAGCUGAUCUAUAAUAAAAUUAUAUGCUGGUUGUACUUUAAAAAAAGUUGUACAUUGUUUAGUUAAGGAUAUACCUAGAAUCAGGCUAGCUGAGGCUCGGUUAACUUACCUGAUGCCCUUUGCAGAGGAAAUAUGAGUAAUGUACAAGUUUGAGGCUGUAAAAAAGGAAGGAAAUGUAGUGAUAUCGUGACUGUACAAAAAUAUUUUGGCGUGCAGAGCUUUUGGUCUGUAGUGCCCAGAAUUUUACUGAUGAUUUUCUUUUUUGUUUGAGAACA
Molecule: messenger RNA, 4187 nt
Organism: Rhododendron vialii
Lineage: Eukaryota; Viridiplantae; Streptophyta; Magnoliopsida; Ericales; Ericaceae
Product: pumilio homolog 1-like
Exons: 9
Coding region: 860-3832 (990 amino acids)
Biological process (GO): post-transcriptional regulation of gene expression
Cellular component (GO): cytoplasm
Molecular function (GO): mRNA binding
Source: RefSeq, a predicted model, not a curated record